Molecule: messenger RNA, 1253 nt
Organism: Microcebus murinus (gray mouse lemur)
Lineage: Eukaryota; Metazoa; Chordata; Mammalia; Primates; Cheirogaleidae
Source: RefSeq, a predicted model, not a curated record
AUGCCGGGGCUGGGGCUCCUCUCCCAGAGCUGCAGGAUCGAUGACAGCAUCGCCAGCCUUGUUAUCACGCAGCUGCUGUUCCUGCAGUCGGAGAGCAACAAGAAUCCCAUCCACAUGUACAUCAACAGCCCUGGUGGCGUGGUGACUGCAGGCCUGGCCAUCUAUGACACGAUGCAGUAUAUCCUGAACCCCAUCUGCACGUGGUGCGUGGGCCAGGCCGCCAGCAUGGGCUCCCUGCUCCUGGCUGCGGACAGCCCGGGCAUGUGCCACUCGCUGCCCAACUCCCGCAUCAUGAUCCACCAGCCGUCUGGGGGCGCCUAGGGCCAAGCCACAGACAUUGCCAUCCAGGUGGAGGAGAUCCUGAAGCUCAAGAAGCAGCUGUACAACAUCUACGCCAAGCACACCAGGCAGAGCCUGCAGGUGAUCGAGUCGGCCAUGGAGAGGGACCGCUACAUGAGCCCAAUGGAGGCCCAGGAGUUCGGCAUUAUCGAUGACAGCGUCGCCAGCCUUGUUAUCACGCAGCUGCUGUUCCUGCAGUCGGAGAGCAACAAGAAUCCCAUCCACAUGUACAUCAACAGCCCUGGUGGCAUGGUGACUGCCGGCCUGGCCAUCUACGACACGAUGCAGUAUAUCCUGAACCCCAUCUGCACGUGGUGCGUGGGCCAGGCCGCCAGCAUGGGAUCCCUGCUCCGGGCCGCGGGCAGCCCGGGCAUGUGCCACUCGCUGCCCAACUCCCGCAUCAUGAUCCACCAGCCGUCUGGGGGCGCCCGGGGCCAAGCCACAGACAUCACCAUCCAGGCGGAGGAGAUCCUGAAGCUCAAGAAGCAGCUCUUCAACAUCUACGCCAAGCACACCAGGCAGAGCCUGCAGGUGAUCGAGUCGGCCAUGGAGAGGGACCGCUACAUGAGCCCAAUGGAGGCCCAGGAGUUCGGCAUUUUGGACGAGGUCCUGGUCCACCCUCCCCAGGACGGUGAGGACGAGCCCUAGCUGGUGCAGAAGGAGCCCGUGGUGGUGGCAACGGUGGCAGAGCCUGUCCCAGCAAGCUCCUGAGAGCUGAGCCUCAUCUCCAGAGUCACGGUGAGGGGCCGGGUGCAGCCAGACCCCUACGUGAGCCCUGCUGACCCCUCGCUGCUGAGCCUGGAGAGGCCCCUUGAGGAACUUUGGAUCCGAGGGAUCCCCCUGUGGGUGGGGCAGCCUGGCUGAGACACUGUGAUUUUAAAUUAAACCUCUUGUGUUCUUUGAAAAAAAAAAAA